Molecule: messenger RNA, 867 nt
Organism: Mytilus trossulus (common blue mussel)
Lineage: Eukaryota; Metazoa; Mollusca; Bivalvia; Mytilida; Mytilidae
Exons: 1
Coding region: 1-867 (288 amino acids)
Source: RefSeq, a predicted model, not a curated record
AUGAAGAAACUAGUCCAAGACUUAGGUACAAUAACGGUAGAAAAUGUCCAAGUCCAAAUGCCUGUACUAGAUAUCGAUCAACAAGGUCAAUUUCUCAAUAGGGAUAAAAGAAAGUUAUCACUGGCACAUUCAUUCCCGACCACAAAAUUAGUUACUGACGUAAGUAUCUUUAGAGGGUGUUUUAUUUCUGAUAAUAGGUUACUCCUCAGUCAACAAGUUGACAAGCAACUUAUUGUUUGUACACUUGAUGGAUCGAAUUCCAACGUGAUUGAUUUGUAUUAUACACCACACAAUAUCAGCUUAUAUGACAAAACCCAUGCUGUAGUAUCUGUAGGUGAUGCAGGUAUCCAGAUCAUCGACCUGACAUCAUUGAAGCCUGGAAGGAUAAUUAAAGUUGAAGGAACCUGUAGUGGAAUUACCUGUGUAAAGGAUAAGAUCUGGGUAAAAAAUAAAUCUCACACUCUAACCAUUGUGAAUUUCAAUGGUAAAGUUCUUAAAGAAAUACAAACAACAUUUGAUCCUUGUGAUAUUUGUGCCAAUCAGGAUGGUGAUGUGUAUUGUACUGACUGGGGUAGUGAUAAAGUAUUCUUAGUUUCUUCAGAUGGAAAAGAAGAUGAGUUAUACAACAGCCCUGACCUGAAAGGUGCUAAUGGUAUAGCUGUAGAUGACCGUGGUGAUGUGUAUGUAUCAGGAUAUUUAUCAAACAACAUACAUAAAAUAUCUAAUGAUAGAAAGAAACAUGACAUUGUCUUAACAGCAGAUGAUGGCAUCGAUGGACCGUUCGGUAUAUCUUACAACAAAGAUACAAGAGAACUGUCAGUCGUAAACGGAUUUGGUAGCUUUAUUAAUAUCUAUAAAACCCAAUGA